Messenger RNA from Ceratotherium simum simum (southern white rhinoceros), 687 nucleotides. Lineage: Eukaryota; Metazoa; Chordata; Mammalia; Perissodactyla; Rhinocerotidae. The record is from RefSeq and is a predicted model, not a curated record.
AUGCUCAGGGCAGGCUUGUCAGUGGGGACACCCCCAUCUCGCCUACAUACUGCCAAGUCUCCACCCCAGGGCCUGACCCCUCCACACCAGGAUGGUCCUCAGGUGGCCUGUGCUGAAGCACAAGGGACAAUGAGAAGAUUCUGGCUCCUGGAAAGCCUUCAGAGGAGCCUCCCUGGAAGAGGCAUUGCUUGCCUGGUGACGGUGUCUGGGCCUCUCCCCCGUGGGCUGAGCAGAAAGGGGAAGUGUGGUCAGGCUGGCGCUCGCUGCUCCGGGGUGGGAGGAAAGCCUGUGGCCGAGGAACGUCUCUCACCAGCUGCACCUGAGCCACAGCACUCGGCACACUGCUCUCUCCUCAGCAGCUCACAUCUGGACACCCUGGCGGCCCAGGAUUCCACUGCAAUGGAUUGGUGGAGGGACAAUUUCUGGAUCAUCUUAGCUGUGACCAUCAUCAUUGUCUCCAUGGGCCUGGGCGUCAUCAUGUACUGUGUCUGUAGGCAGCUGGUUAGACAAGGCAAGAAAUUGAAAAUUGCCAAGCCUGUGAAACAAAAUCAAAGAGAGGAAGAAAAGAUGUAUGAGAACGUUACUAACCAGUCGUCAGUUCAAUUACCCCCUCUGCCACCCCGGGGUUUGCUUUCUUCAGAACAUGCCGCCCCACAGGAAACCCCACGUCAGCAAACAGCUACAUAG